This is a messenger RNA of Fusarium coffeatum, 1695 nucleotides long. RefSeq lists its product as uncharacterized. Gene Ontology annotation, cellular component: membrane. The transcript has 2 exons. The record is from RefSeq and is a predicted model, not a curated record. The coding region runs from base 1 to 1695 and encodes 564 amino acids. Gene Ontology annotation, biological process: amino acid transmembrane transport. Lineage: Eukaryota; Fungi; Ascomycota; Sordariomycetes; Hypocreales; Nectriaceae. Gene Ontology annotation, molecular function: amino acid transmembrane transporter activity.
AUGUCAGACGACGAAAAGAGAAGAAACUCAGCCGGCAAGGCUUCAGCCGUUGCAGGCGAUGCCUCCAGCAUUCAAUAUGGCAUCGACGAUAGCAUGGGUCAUCUCCAUCGACGACUCAACAACCGUCAGAUCCAGCUUAUCGCCGCCGGUGGUUCCAUCGGAACAGCCCUCUUCAUCUCCAUCGGUGGAGGUCUCGCCAAGGGUGGCCCUGGCAGUCUUCUCAUCGCCUACACACUCUACUCUCUUGUCCUUGCUCUCGUUAACAACUCGAUCGCUGAGAUGAACACAUAUAUGCCUGUUGCUGGUGGCUUUGUUCGCUUGGCUGGUUACUGGGUUGACGAUGCCCUUGGUUUCGUCGCUGGCUGGAACUUCUUCCUCUAUGAGGCUCUGAUUAUUCCCUUUGAGAUUACUGCUUUGACUUCUGUCAUCUCUUUCUGGAGUCCUAAAGCUCUUGAAGCUGGCCCAACUGCUGGUAUCUGCGCUGCUGUCAUUAUCUGCUACGGUCUCCUCAACGUCCUCGCCGUCCGCUUCUAUGGUGAAUCCGAGUUCUGGCUCUCAGGUGGAAAGCUCAUCCUGAUCUUCCUCCUGUUUGCCUUCACCUUCGUCACCAUGUGCGGUGGUAACCCUCAGCACGAUGCCUACGGCUUCCGACACUUUUCCAAUCCCGGCUCCUUCACUACAUACCUCAGCCAAGGCGACAAGGGCCGCUUCGAAGGCUUCCUCGCUGCCCUCUUCAGCGCCUCCUUCACCGUCGUCGGACCCGAGUACAUUUCUAUGGUCUCUGCUGAGGCUCAACGCCCUACAUUCACCAUCAAGAGUGCCUUCAAGACCGUCUACUACCGAUUCUGCAUCUUCUUCAUCGUUGGUGCCCUCGCUGUCGGCAUCUGCUGUGCUUACAACGACCCCAAGCUCGUUGACAUCUACUUCGGCGCCGGUGGCACUGGAAACGCUGCUUCUUCUCCCUAUGUCAUUGCCAUGACCAACCUUGGCAUCAAGGGUCUUCCUCACUUCGUUAACUUCCUGAUCCUUACAUCUAUCUUCUCUGCAGGUAACACAUAUACCUACUGUGCUACCCGUGCUCUCUACUCUCUUUCCCUUGAAGGCCGCGCCCCUCAAUUCCUGCGAUACUGCAACAAGAGCGGUAUUCCUAUCUACUGCUUCUGCAUCACCAUGCUGUUCCCCUUCCUCUCCUUCCUCCAGGUUGCCAACGGCUCUGCCAAGGUCCUCGGCUGGUUGAUCAGCAUUGUCACUGGUGGCGGUCUCAUCACUUUCAUGAUCAUGAACAUCACCUUCAUCAACUAUCACCGUGCCUGUGUCGCUCAGGGUGUCGACCGCAAGACCGAGCGUCCCUACUACGGCUACUUCCAGCCCUACGGUGCUUACAUCGCCCUUGCCGUCCAGUUCGUUCUCGUCCUCGCUUACGGAUACUACGCUUUCCGACCCAAGUUCGACGUCGAGGUUUUCUUCCAGAACUACUCCAUGCAGAUCCUUGCUGUUCUCCUCUUCACUGGCUGGAAGGUCUUCAAGAAGACCAAGUGGCUCCAGCCCCACGAGGUUGACCUUGUCUGGGAGCGACCUCAAAUUGAGGCUUACGAGGCUACCUUCACCGAGCCCCCUGUUGGCUUCUGGACUGAGAUGGCUCAGCUUUGCAUGCCUUGCUUCUUCCACAAGAAGAAGACUUCUUCUGAAGUUUAA